Messenger RNA from Xiphias gladius (swordfish), 7627 nucleotides. RefSeq names its product dysferlin, limb girdle muscular dystrophy 2B (autosomal recessive) (gene dysf). The record is from RefSeq and is a predicted model, not a curated record. Gene Ontology annotation, cellular component: cytoplasmic vesicle; T-tubule; membrane. Gene Ontology annotation, molecular function: calcium ion binding; calcium-dependent phospholipid binding. Gene Ontology annotation, biological process: vesicle fusion; T-tubule organization; macrophage activation involved in immune response. NCBI's taxonomy places the organism in Eukaryota, Metazoa, Chordata, Actinopteri, Istiophoriformes, Xiphiidae.
GUCAGAAAGAGGGAGAAGCCGGCUUUGUCCAUACAGGUCUCCUCUCGAGAAAAAAGAGCUCUUAUUUUGUAGUUUCGGACAUGGACAGAUGCUGUGAGACAAAGAAGGAAACAAUCUGUGGACAAUUUGUUUUUGUGGCGCUGGGACUUUUUGGCCAAAAAAGGACUUGAGCCACUGACGAUCUCUUAAAAAAUCCCAAGAAUUUCAUUUAACUUGAUGAAAGAGUUUGUUUUACUUUUCUCAAGCAGUAGAUUUUUUUUUCUUUUGAGUACAACAUUUCUCUUUUUUCACUGAGAAGUGCUUCUCUUUGACACUUUUACUUUCCUUCUCCCCUUUUGCCACCCGGCGGUCUUCUGUUUGCCAGUUUUGGUGGUCAGGCACAUUGGUUGUAAUCAUUGUCAAAGCUCCUCUGGCCAUGUAACCGACCCUUCCUCUGGCCCUGGAUCUCACCCGGUGAACCGAUUCACCUGAGCGAGUUAUUUUGGCCUCCCGGGUUUCAGGCUUUGGACUCAGCUGAGGUUUUGGCCAUGCUACGUUGUGUUCUUCAGCGAGCCAACAACCUGAGGCACUCUGACCCCCUGGCUAGUGUCACCUUCAGAGGGUCCAAGAAGAAGACAAAGGUUAUCAAGAACAACCCUAACCCUGUUUGGAAUGAGGGUUUUGAAUGGGAUCUGAAGGGGAUUCCUCUGGACUCUGGAGCGGAGCUGCACUGUGUUGUUAAAGACCAUGAGAAGAUGGGGAGAAACAGGUUCCUGGGGGAAUGCCGGCUGGCUCUCAGGGACGUACUCAACUCUCCCAGCCUGGCCGCCUCCUUCACCAUUUCCCUGCUGGACACCAAGAGAAAUAACACUGGGGCCACGCUGACCCUUCAAGUUUCCUACAUCCCCCCUCCAGGAUCGGCUCCAAUUGUCCAUCCUCCUUCCCAGCCUGAGGCUUUUCCCCAAAAUAACCCCAAUAUGGAGCUGGACAACGCCACAGUGAUUUCCACAGAUACGUUGGGCGAGGAGGAUACAGAGAGUAUGGUGAUGCUGGAGCCCACAGACGACCAGGGGCCUGACGACGGACGGUCCAUGGUCAUCGUCGGCCCUCAGGGGCCCCCGGGCCGGGAGUCUCCCACCAACCAGACACCCAAACGCACGCCCCCAGCCUACAACACCCAAGGAGGGCUGAGAAAGCGGAGGAGAGGAGCCAGCAGUCAGCCCAAACCGCUGCCAAACAAACCACAGGACCUACAGGUUCGUGUGCGGGUCAUUGAGGGGCGACAGUUGCCGGGCAUCAACAUCAACCCUGUUGUCAAGGUAACGGUAGGCGGGCAGACCAAGAGGACCCGCAUCAGAAAAGGCAACAACCCGGUCUUUGAUGAGACGUUCUUCCUGAACUUCUUUGAGACUCCAUCAGACUUGUUUGAUGAACCAAUCUUCAUUACUGUGUGUGACUCUCGCUCGCUCAGAACUGAUGCUGUGAUCGGUGAAUUCAAGUUGGAUGUAGGCACCGUCUACAACGAGCACAGACACUGCUUCUUGAGGAAAUGGCUGCUGUUGAGCGACCCCGACGACCUCUCUGCCGGGGUCAAAGGUUACCUGAAGGUCAGCCUGUUCGUCUUGGCGGCUGGAGACGAGCCACCGGCUGAUAAGCGCGAGUGUGUGGAGGAUAAAGAGGACAUCGAAGGAAACCUGCUGAGGCCGGCUGGUCUGUCUCUGAGAGGAGCCACUUUCACUCUGAGGAUCUUCAGAGCUGAAGACCUGCCACAGAUGGAUGAUGCCUUCAUGGAUGGGAUGAGGCAGAUUCUUGGGUUUGAUAGCCACAGGAAGAACUUGGUGGAUCCUAUGGUGGAGAUCCACUUUGCUGGCAAAACGAUCUGCAGUAAGAUUCUGGAGAAGAAUGCCAAUCCACAGUGGAACCAGAGUCUGGCCAUGCCUAUAAGGUUUCCCUCCAUGUGCGAGAGGAUGAGGAUCAGAAUUCUGGACUGGGACAGAGCCAGUCACAACGAUGUCAUCGGCACCACCCACCUCUGUAUGUCUAAGAUCUCCGCCCCCGGAGGAGAGAUAGAUGUUGAUGACAGUCUUGGUUUCCUGCCGACGUUUGGUCCAUGUUUCGUCAACCUGUACGGCAGCCCCAGGGAGUUCACUGCCUUCAAUGACCCCCAUGAGGCUCUAAACCUCGGAAAAGGGGAGGGUGUAGCGUACCGAGGUCGAGUUUUACUGGAACUAACAACAAAACUGGUGGACAAGCCGGAGCAGAGAACUGAAGACAUACCGUCGGAUGACCUGCUAGUGGUGGAGAAGUUCCUCAGGAAGAGGAAGUUCUCACUCUUCGUAGCGUUUUACUCAGCCACGCUCCUCCAGGACGUCGACGAUGCCAUCCAGUUUGAGGUCAGCAUUGGCAACUACGGCAACAAGUUCGACAACACCUGCCUCCCUCUCGCCUCCACCACCCAGUUCAGCAGGGCUGUGUUUGAUGGUUGCCACUACUACUACCUGCCAUGGGGGAAUGUGAAGCCGGUGGUGGUUCUGUCUUCAGAGUGGGAGGACAUCAAACCGAGGCUCGAGGCUCUCAACAUGCUGCUUGCGAUCACAGAGCGACUGGAGGCAAACCUGCAGCGGGCGCAGCUGGAAAUUAAGGCAAGCAGUGACCUGAAGAAGACUGAGCUCAAAGUCGAGCUGUUGGAUCAGGUCAUUACAGACUGCAGUGAGGAGCUGCCCUCUCUCGACCAGUGGCAGUGCGCGACCCCGCUGGACCGCUCGCUGAGGCACAUCCGCGCUUUGCACCUGCAGCAGAUCGUUGCGGCAGCGCUGGAUCUGAAACACGGGCCGGACACUGAGCUCUCCGUGGUGCUGGAGCAGGCUGAGGACUGGGCCAACAGGCUGAGGACCAUGACCGAGGAGCCUCAGAACAGUAUUCCAGACAUAGUGAUAUGGAUGCUGCAGGGCGACCGCAGGGUGGCUUACCACCGCAUCCCGGCACACACUGUCAUCUUCUCCCAGGAUCAAUGUGGGAAGCACUGUGGACAGCUGCAGACUGUCUUCCUCAAGCACCCGCAAGGCAGUGGCGGAGAAGCCAAACUUCCCGGUCAGCUGAGGGUCAAAGUCUGGUUUGGACUGGCUGCAGAUGUCAAACAUUUCAACCAAUACGCUGAAGGAAAACUGUCGGUCUUCGCUGAAACGUAUGAGAACCAGACCCGGCUCGCCUUGGUGGGCAGCUGGGGAACUACAGGUCUGACCUACCCCAAGUUCAGUGACGUCACCGGGAGAGUCAAACUGCCCAGAGAGAGUUUCAGACCCUCGCCUGGCUGGACCUGGGCUGGAGACUGGUACAUCAGCCCCGAGAAGACACUGCUGUUUGACGUGGACGCCGGUCACAUGACCUUCACGGAGGAAGUGUUUGAAAACCAGAUGAGGUUACCAGGCGGACAGUGGAUCGCUAUGCCGGAGGGCUACACAGAUGUGAAUGGGGAGAAAGCGGUGCCAAAGGACGAGGUGGAGUGUCCUCCGGGUUGGGCGUGGGAGGAGGUGGAGUGGAGCGAAGAUCUCAACAGGGCCGUGGAUGAUCAAGGCUGGGAGUACGGUAUCACCAUCCCUCCAGACCGCCGUCCCAAGUCGUGGGUGCCGGCAGAGAAGAUGUACCACACCAACCGACGGAGGCGGUGGGUACGGAUGAGACGGCGAGACCAGCAGAAGAUGGAAGCUCUCAGAAAGCAGCGUCCGGACGAGGCGGAGAGGGAAGGCUGGGAGUACGCCUCGCUGUUCGGCUGGAAGUUCCACCUGAAGCCGAGGAAGACGGACAGCUUCAGGAGGCGCAGGUGGAGGUGCCGCAUGGAGCCACUGGAGAAGACGGGGCCGGCCGCCAUCUUUGCCCUGGAGUGUUCCCUGAGCGGUGUAGAGGACAGGAACGAGGACAAGUCAGUCACAACCACAUUUGGAGUCAACAGACCGACCAUUUCUUGUUUCUUUGACAGUGGCACCCGGUAUCACCUGCGCUGCUACCUGUACCAAGCCAGAGACCUGCUGGCCAUGGACAAAGACAGCUUCUCAGACCCCUACGCCAUCGUGUCAUUCCUCCAUCAGUCCCAGAGGACGGUGACGGUGCAUAACACUCUCAAUCCCACCUGGGACCAGACGCUAAUCUUCUAUGAACUGGAGAUAUUUGGGGACCCCGAAGACACAAUGGCCAAUCCUCCCAACAUCGUGGUGGAGCUUUACGAUCAGGAUACAUACGGUGCGGAUGAAUUCAUGGGCCGUUGUGUGUGCCAGCCCACCCUGAACCCCUCCCCCUCUCUGGCCUGGUUCCCGAUUCGCCGAGGGGACAAGAACGCUGGCGAGCUGUUGGCCGCCUUCGAGAUCAUACGCAGGGAAAAGCCAGCAAUUCACCAUAUUCCGGGUCAAGAGGGAGACAUCAUUACCACCAACCAAGUUCUAGACGAGUUGUUGUUUUCAGGAUUCCUCUCUGAAAACCUGCAGCAGUGGCCCGAUGAGUCGGACCUUCCGUACCCGCCUCCUCAGAGAGAGCCCAACAUCUUCAUAGUUCCUCAGGGAAUCAAGCCUGUUCUGCAGAGAACUGCCAUCGAGAUCCUAGCUUGGGGCGUUCGUAACCUGAAGAGUUUCCAGUUGGCCAGCGUUACCUCCCCGAGCCUGCAGGUGGAGUGUGGAGGCACCAUGAUCCAGAGCUGUGUCAUCCGCAGUGUGAAGAAGAAGCCCAACUUUGACGUCAAUAUACUCGUUCUUGAUGUGAGGCUUCCGUGUAAGGAGUCCUACAUGCCGCCAAUCGUCAUCAAAGUCAUCGACAACCGUCAGUUUGGGAGGAAGCCGGUGGUCGGCCAGUGCACCAUCCGGUCGUUGGAGGCGUACCGGUGCAACCCAGAGGAGGAACGAGCGGCGGUGGAGGAGGAAGAGGACGGAUGGAGACGUGAGACGCCCCAGUUAACUUCUGGGGAGGUUUUCAUUGACAUCGGUGAUGAGGAGCCGCUGGUACCUGACCAGGGAGAAGAGUUCAUGGACUGGUGGAGUAAGUUCUACGCCUCGACUGGAGAGAAAAGCAAGUGCGGGACGUACCUGGCGAAAGGCUUGGACACACUGCAGGUGUAUGGCCAGGAGUUGGAGAAGGUGGAGGGCUUUGAGGGUCUCUCUGAUUUCUGUGACAUCAUCAAGCUAAGGAAAGGAAAGACUCAGGAAAGAAGAGAAGAUCCAGGUGGUGGGAGAGGUAUGAUUAAGAUCUACCCCCUGCCAGACGACUCCUCGGCCUCUGCUCCCCCAAGACAGUUCAGAAAACUUCCUCCCAACGGCAUUGAGGAGUGUUUGGUCCGAGUCUACAUCAUCCAGGCUCAUGGACUGCAGCCCAAAGACCCCAACGGGAAGUGUGACCCCUAUGUGAAGAUCACCUUGGGGAAAAAGACCCUCAACGACCACGAAAACUACAUCCCCUGUACACUGGACCCUGUCUUUGGAAAGAUGUUUGAGCUCACCUGUUCCCUCCCUCUGGAGAAGGACCUCCGGGUGACGCUGUACGACCACGACAUGCUGACCAAGGACGAGAAGAUCGGAGAGACGGUGAUCGACCUGGAGAAUCGCUUCCUGUCCAAAUACGGAGCCAUGUGUGGCCUGCCACUGUCCUACUGCGUAUCGGGGAUAAACCAGUGGCGAGACCAGCUGACACCGAGGCAGCUGCUUUGCAGAGUGUGUGAGCGACGAAACCUGGGGAAGCCUGUCUACCAGGACGACGUAGUCUUCUUCAGAGGAAAGCGAUACACCGCUGCGGACCUUGAGGAAAAAGACGAGUCCAAACGUUACCUCGGUCCAAUUAAGGAGCAACUGUCCCUCCACAUCUUGAGGACCCUGGGAUUGGUACCUGAACACGUGGAGACCAGGCCGCUGUACAGCCCAUUGCAGCCUGACAUAGAGCAGGGGCGUUUGAUGAUGUGGGUUGACCUGUUCCCCAAGUCCCUGGGACCACCUGGACCCCCGUUCGACGUCACGCCACGCAAGGCCAAGAAGUUUUUCCUGCGUUGCAUCAUCUGGAACACCAGUGACGUCAUCCUGGAUGACGUCAGCCUCAGCGGGGAGAAGAUGAGCGACAUCUACGUUAAAGGCUGGCUCGACGGUCACGAACACAACAAGCAGAAGACCGACGUCCACUACCGCUCUCUGGGCGGAGAGGGAAACUUCAACUACAGAUUCCUGUUCCCCUUCAACUAUUUACCCGCAGAACAGCUCUGUGUCAUCGACAGGAAGGAACAUUUCUGGAGUCUGGAUAAAGCCGAGACCAAACUGGCCCCCAAGAUGACCAUCCAGAUCUGGGACAACGACAAGUUCUCCUUCGACGACUACCUCGGUCACCUGGCGAUGGACCUGAACCACAUGCUGCGUCCGGCUAAGACUCCGCAGAAAUGUAACCUGCAGCUCCUGGAGCAGCCGGCGGACAGGCUGGUGUCUCUGUUUGAGCAGAAGACCGUCAAAGGGUGGUGGCCCUGCAUCUGCGAGCAAAACGGAGAGAAGAUCAUCGCUGGGAAGGUGGAGAUGUCUCUGGAGAUCGUGACGGAGCAGGAGCAGGAGGAGAGGCCAGCCGGCCUUGGCAGAGAUGAGCCCAACAUGAACCCUCACCUGGAGGAACCUCAGCGGCCAGAGACCUCCUUCCUGUGGUUCUCCUCCCCCUAUAAGACCCUCAGGUUCAUCCUGUGGAGGCGCUUCAAGUGGUUUAUCAUCCUCUUCAUCAUCCUCUUCCUCAUCCUCCUCUUCCUCUGCAUCUUCCUCUACUCUUUCCCGAACUACGCUGCCAUGAGGUUGGUGGGACCUUUUGGACCAGCCAAGGCGGCACAGUGAUGAUGGAAGAGACAAGGAAAGUGGGGGGGAGAAAAGAAAAACAUGAACAAGCUGACACAGUCGAGAACAAUGUCAAGUUUCUGAAAGUUCCAUGUUAAUUUCCGUCCGUCCUUCCUUUCCUCUCUUCCUUGAGUCCGUUCUGUCAUCUUCCUCAAGUUGGUCGGAGCAAAUGACGACUGCAGUGACGAACCGGUGAACACGGCGUGUGCGCGCGUGUGUCCACUUGUGCCUUCACCGUCCGACGGGCUUUUCACUGUCUCCGAAUGCACGGCCAAAGCACUGAUCGGAUCCCAGCACGUGUCGCCCUGUUGUCCUCGUUUUCCCUCCGUCCCCCCCUUUGUUUUCGUCUCGCCCGCGCUCACGCGGAGAUGAAGGAGAAUUAAGGCCCGCCGCCGAGCGCCGCCAGGUUUGCAGCAGAAUCCGAGGUUGAGAUUUUGCUGCUUGAUCUUUUUACGGCCCGCUCUUUCCCAGCGAGAGGCGAAGCCGGGCCAGGCAGUGACUCAGCGGCUUCAGAAUGUCGACCUUAUCACUCUAAACUCAGUCUGAGCUAAAAAACAAACAAAACUUCAAGCAAGAGCGAAAAUUUGAAUCAUCGUUUUCGCAGUGUCAACAACCUUCUUCUCCCUUUUUCCUCCCCUUCAUCCUCCUACUUUUUUCUCCUCCUCCUUUACCUCCUCAACCCCUCCCCCCUCCUCUUUUCCCUCUAUUUCCUUCUCGUCCUUAGUCUUCAUCCUCCUCUUCAUCUACUCCUUUGCGUCCCCUCAACUUCCUUCCCCUCUGGCGUCUCCAUCUGUACUUCCUCACCUUCUUCCUGC